Messenger RNA from Pristis pectinata (smalltooth sawfish), 624 nucleotides. Its product is annotated as neurturin-like. Lineage: Eukaryota; Metazoa; Chordata; Chondrichthyes; Rhinopristiformes; Pristidae. Bases 1 to 624 code for a protein of 207 amino acids. The record is from RefSeq and is a predicted model, not a curated record. The transcript has 3 exons. Gene Ontology annotation, molecular function: glial cell-derived neurotrophic factor receptor binding; growth factor activity; receptor tyrosine kinase binding.
AUGGGGCUAAUGCAGAUAGAUCUCAAUCCCAAACACCAACUGAUCAUCUCAUCUCACCACUGCACCAUUGUCACAACUUUAGCAGGCACCAACCCAGAUAUACAAGCACUGAAGUGGUUUGGUGAUUUGGAAGAUUCAGCCUCUUCUCACUGUCCUGUUGGAGCCAGGGGCAGUGGAAAUAAAAACAUGUUUAAAACCCACACAGAUGAAGAGGCCAGAGAGUUGGUUAGAGCCUUGAUUCAAAGGUACAGAAGGUCACCUGACUGGAGACGUAAGACUCGGACUCAUUCGCGACCAGCUUUAAGAAGUAAACGAGCAAAGUCAAGAGCAACCAAGGGGUGUACACUGAAAGAAAUCAAUGUGACUGUCAGUGACCUGGGAAUCUCCCAGAUCUCAGAGGAGGUAGUGCGCUUCAGAUACUGCACUGGGUCCUGUGAUGCUGAAAAGAAAUUCUAUGACUUGACUCUGAAAAACUUAAGAAAUUCAAAGCUUAUUAAAAAAGAGGUCAGAGCCCGGCCAUGCUGUCGGCCUACCCUGUAUGAUGAUGAUGUUUCUUUCCUGGAUGUUAACUUUCGAUAUCACACACUUCGACAGCUCUCAGCAAAAGAAUGUGGCUGUGUCUGA